Molecule: messenger RNA, 1681 nt
Organism: Tuber melanosporum (Perigord truffle)
Lineage: Eukaryota; Fungi; Ascomycota; Pezizomycetes; Pezizales; Tuberaceae
Exons: 10
Coding region: 114-1466 (450 amino acids)
Biological process (GO): branched-chain amino acid catabolic process
Molecular function (GO): oxidoreductase activity, acting on the aldehyde or oxo group of donors, disulfide as acceptor
Source: RefSeq, a predicted model, not a curated record
GAAAUCUAGCCCAUUUGUUCAUAACUUCACCGCAUGAUACUCUCUUACUCUCCGCCUCCCUCCCUCCUCUCUGCAAUCCAACAAAGCCCUUUGGAGACAAACAUACAACUGUGAUGGUAUUACUGGCCUCUUCAAGAGCAUCAGCAUGGGCAAGGGUUUCCAGGAUUCGAUUACCACCUCCUCCGAACACCGCCAGACAUUUUGCAUCCUCGGUAAUCGCUCGACAAAAUGCCCCGAUGAAGCAGCCCCCGCAUUCAAAUAGUGUACUGUUCCCUGGAGCGGUGAAUUCAAAGUUCACCAAUGAACUCAAGUUCCAAAGGCCACAGGACCUCCCGGCUAUCCCGACUUAUAGGUUGAUUGAUACUCAUGGACAGGUUGUGGAUAAAUCGAGGGAGCCGGACGUUGGUCAGGAGUUGGCGUUAAAGAUGUAUAAGGAUAUGGUUACCACUAGCAUUAUGGAUUUGCUUAUGUACGAAUCCCAACGCCAGGGGCGGAUAAGUUUUUACAUGGUCUCUGCCGGCGAAGAAGGAAUCGCUGUUGGAUCUGCCGCGGCUUUAGCUCCCGACGAUGUCAUAUUCUCCCAAUACAGAGAGCAAGGAGUGAUGAUGUACCGUGGGUUUACGCUCGACGAGUUCAUGAACCAACUAUUCGCAAACAAAUUUGACUACGGAAAGGGCAGGAACAUGCCCAUUCACUACAUGAGUGAGAGAUUGCACAUGCACCCAAUCUCCUCUCCUCUCGCUACCCAGAUUCCUCACUCUGUAGGUGCAGCGUAUGCCCUAAAGCUCGACCAAUCUUCUCGCAUCGUCGUUUGCUUCUUCGGGGAGGGUGCCGCUUCAGAAGGUGACUUCCAUGCAGCGUUGAACAUUGCCGCCACACGCUCCUGCCCGGUAGUAUUUAUCUGCCGGAACAAUGGAUUUGCAAUCAGUACCCCAACUCUCGAACAGUACAAGGGUGACGGCAUUGCUAGUAGGGGCGUUGGGUACGGGAUUGACACUGCCCGAGUGGAUGGAAACGAUAUCAUGGCAGUCCGAGAAGUCACAAUGAGAGCCAGGGAUAUAGCCCUCAAGGAACAGAAGCCAGUACUUAUCGAGGCCAUGUCUUAUCGUGUUUCGCACCAUUCCACUAGUGAUGAUUCGUUCGCGUAUAGAGCUAAGAUUGAAGUUGAAGACUGGAAACGCCGUGACAACCCCAUCACUAGAAUGCGCAAAUGGCUGGAAUCCAAAUCCUGGUGGUCCAGCGAGCAAGACCAAGAACUCCGCACCCAAGUCCGCAAGGACAUCCUAAAAGCCUUCGCCCGUGCCGAAAAGGAGAAGAAGCCAGCGCUCGAGAACCUCUUCCUGGACGUCUUCAAGAUCCCCAGCCGUGAUCUAGAGGAGCAGAUGACGGAGCUCAGGAGGGUUAUCGAGGAGUAUCCGGAUGAGUAUGAUCUUGAAGCGUUUGAUCGGGGGAAGGAGGGUCUGUAGGAGGUUUCGAUAGGCAGAAGCUUGAUUUUUAUAUACCAUUAUCUCCUUCUUUGGUUGGGCUGUGACCUUUUCCUUUUCUUUUUCUCUUGCACGGAAGUCUUUUUUUCCCUCCUUUUCCUCCUUUUUCAUGUUUUUUUCAUGUUUCGCACCUGUUUGGCAUUGGGCGGGGUGUUUUUGGUUUCGUAACGUGCAAUACAGUUAUUUACGCAAAUACA